Molecule: messenger RNA, 5917 nt
Organism: Sorex fumeus (smoky shrew)
Lineage: Eukaryota; Metazoa; Chordata; Mammalia; Eulipotyphla; Soricidae
Gene: ANO6
Product: anoctamin 6
Exons: 21
Coding region: 7-2796 (929 amino acids)
Biological process (GO): calcium activated phosphatidylserine scrambling; calcium activated phosphatidylcholine scrambling; chloride transmembrane transport
Cellular component (GO): plasma membrane
Molecular function (GO): chloride channel activity; protein dimerization activity
Source: RefSeq, a predicted model, not a curated record
GGAGCCAUGCACCGCAUCACCAGGGACGUCCUGCUGGACAUGGAGGACGACGACGACGAGGACGGGGACAUCGGUGAUGUUCCUGCCUCCAAGAGGCCUUUUUUGACACCUCAUUCUUCUCACACAUCCAGUCUGGAGUUGGAAAACAUUGAAAAGACAACUGUGUCCAGUUUUGGAGCACUAGAAAAUCAGCCUGAUUUUCGAAUUCCAGAUUUUGAAGAAUUUGAUGGAAAACCUGAUUCCCUUUUUUUUAAUGAUGGCCAGCGCAGAAUCGAUUUUGUUCUCGUGUAUGAAGAUGAAAGUAGGAAAGAGGUCAAUAAAAAGGGCACAAAUGAAAAACAAAGGAAAAAAAGACAAGCCUAUGAAUCCAACCUCAUUUGCGAUGGCCUGCAGCUCGAAGCAACAAGAUCGGUUUUAGAUGACAAACUCGUAUUUGUAAAAGUACAUGCCCCGUUCGAAGUGUUGUGUACAUAUGCAGAGUUAAUGCACAUCAAAUUGCCUCUGAAACCCAACGAUCUGAAAACCCGGACCACCUUUGGAAAUUUUAAUUGGUUUACCAAAGUCCUCCAAGUGGAUGAAAGCCUCAUCAAGCCUGAGCAAGAGUUUUUCACUGCCCCUUUUGAGAAGAACCGAAUAAAUGAUUUUUAUAUUAAUGAUAAGGAGACCUUCUUCAACCCAGCCACCAGGAGCCGCAUUGUUUACUUUAUCCUUUCGCGGAUCAAGUAUCAAGUAAGAGAUAAUAUUAAGAAAUUUGGGAUCAGCAAGCUUGUAAGCUCUGGGAUCUACAAGGCAGCUUUCCCUCUCCACGACUGCAACUUCAGCCAUCCAUCAGAGGACCCCACAUGCCCAAGUGAACGGUACCUUCUGUACAGAGAAUGGGCGCAUCCCCGAAGCAUCUACAAAAAACAGCCCUUGGAUCUCAUCAGGAAAUACUACGGAGAGAAGAUUGGCAUCUAUUUCGCUUGGCUGGGCUAUUACACUAAGAUGCUCUUCUUCGCAGCCAUAGUAGGAGUGGCUUGCUUUCUCUACGGAUAUCUCAAUCAAAAUAACUGUACCUGGAGCAAAGAAGUUUGUGAUCCUGAGAUUGGUGGCAAGAUAAUAAUGUGUCCACAGUGUGAUGUUCUUUGUCCAUUCUGGAAACUCAAUAUUACUUGUGAAUCCUCAAAGAAAUUGUGCAUCUUCGACAGUUUUGGAACUCUAGUCUUUGCUGUAUUUAUGGGGAUUUGGGUUACCUUAUUUUUGGAGUUUUGGAAGCGGCGCCAGGCAGAACUUGAGUACGAAUGGGACACAGUUGAGUUGCAGCAGGAGGAACAACCCCGGCCAGAAUAUGAAGCACAGUGUACUCACGUGGUGAUAAAUGAGAUCACUCAGGAAGAAGAACGUGUUCCUUUUACUACCUGGGGGAAAUGUAUACGCAUAACCCUCUGUGCAAGUGCUGUCUUUUUCUGGAUUCUAUUAAUCAUCGCCUCAGUUAUCGGAAUAAUUGUCUAUAGACUCUCCGUCUUCAUUGUGUUUUCUUCAAAACUUCCCUCAAACUUUACUGAAACCGACACAAUCCAGAAGUAUCUGACGCCCCAGACAGCCACGUCCGUCACAGCAUCCAUCAUCAGCUUUAUCAUCAUCAUGAUCCUGAACAUCAUAUAUGAGAAAGUGGCAAUCAUGAUUACUAACUUCGAACUACCAAGGACCCAGACUGAUUAUGAGAAUAGCCUAACCAUGAAGAUGUUCCUGUUCCAGUUUGUCAACUAUUACUCUUCCUGUUUCUACAUAGCAUUCUUUAAGGGCAAAUUUGUAGGAUAUCCAGGAGAUCAUGUUUAUUGGCUCGGGAAAUACAGAAAUGAAGAGUGUGACCCCGGUGGCUGUCUCCUUGAACUGACAACACAGCUGAUAAUAAUCAUGGGAGGAAAAGCGAUCUGGAAUAACAUACAGGAGGUGUUACUUCCCUGGAUCAAGAACCUAAUUGGGCGAUGUCGCACAGUUUCUGGAGCAGAAAAGACAGCCCCACGCUGGGAACAAGACUACCAUCUGCAACUCAUGGGUAGACUGGGGCUUUUCUAUGAAUAUCUUGAAAUGAUUAUUCAGUUUGGGUUCGUCACCUUAUUUGUGGCCUCUUUUCCACUGGCUCCUCUGUUGGCUCUGGUGAACAAUAUUUUGGAAAUAAGAGUGGACGCAUGGAAAAUGACUACCCAGUAUAGACGCAUGGUGCCAGAAAAAGCCCAAGACAUCGGAGCAUGGCAGCCCAUCAUGCAAGGAAUAGCAAUUCUGGCUGUAGUGACCAAUGCUAUGAUCAUCGCCUUCACAUCAGACAUGAUCCCUCGCCUGGUAUACUACUGGUCCUUCUCCAUCCCUCCUUACGGGAACUCUUCAUUCUAUACCAUGGAAGGCUAUAUAAACAGAACUCUGUCCGUGUUCAACAUCAGCGACUUCAAAGACAAAAGCUUGGGAAAUUCUGAUUCUGAACUUGGUAACCACACCGUGUGUAGGUACCGUGAUUUCCGUAACCCUCCCGGACACCCGCAGCAGUACAAACACAGCAUUUACUAUUGGCACGUGAUUGCAGCCAAGCUGGCUUUCAUCAUCGUCAUGGAGCAUCUCAUCUACUCUGUGAAAUUCUUCAUUUCGUAUGCAAUCCCAGACGUAUCAAAAAGCACGAAGAGCAAGAUCAAGAGAGAAAAAUACCUAACACAAAAGUUUCUUCAUGAAAAUCACCUCAAAGAUAUAACAAAAAAUAUGGGGCUCAUAGUUGAGAAGAUGGGAGAAAUAGUAGAUAAUAAUGUUCGACCAAAAUCAGAAUAAGAGCUUUAUGUUCUGAGAUGCACUUUAAAUAAUUUUGCUCUGUCAAAAUAUAUUAUGGAUCACAAUGAGAAUGUUUAAGCUGAAUCACGUUAGGAAAUUUGAGUUUCAGCUAUUGCCAUUUUCAUGGAGAUUAUUUUUCAGUUUCAGCUGGUGUUGUAGGAACUGGAAAAUGUAAAACUUAGAUCAUGAAGGGCAUAAAACUAAUCAACUACAAAACAUUCAAUUGUACCUUUUUGACAAAUAGGAAUUUCAGUAACACAGAAAAAGUCUCUUCAUGUGCUUAGAAAUCACCUCUCCUAGAGCAGAACAGAUUCCUUGCUUCCUCCUUUUGAUGAUUUUUCUCUCGACUCACACACAUUUUUACUUUUAGGCAGUGUUGCAUUUCUUCACUUCUGCAGAUGUGUUCCAUAUUUUCCUGAAAGCUUUUCUUCCAUUACCAUCAUUAGAAGCCUCUGCUGCCUUGAUUUUUUUCUUUUGUGAUUGUUAGUAGCUAACUUAAAUAUAGUUUGAGGGCUGACGCUAAGUAGAGCAGGUAAGGCAAUUGCCUCCAUGCAGUGCAGUCGACCUGGGCUCAAUCCCCAGCACUACAUAUGGUCUUCUGAGCACUGCUGGGUAUGGCCCAAAACAACACUAUAUAUAGUGUUAAGUGGCUAUUAAAUAGACACAGAAAUAGCCAUUAUGAGAUGUAUUGUCACAUCCCUACAAAAAAGAAAAUCUCAGUUAAUAAGAAAAUAGUCUCAGUCUUUUUUCUUUCCCAUGUCAAAUCAAUGUUCUUUAAAGGAUUGGAAUAAAAAAUAAUGAGCUUCUAGAGCAUAUUUAUACUAAUCCGUAGUGACACCUUUUAUCUUCCAGUAGCUUCUAGAAUGUUCUGUCCCUAAUUAUUGUUGACUGCUCUGCAAAUCUCAAAUUAAUAAGAUGACAAAAGCAGAGAGAAGUGUAGAUUCAAAUAGAAUUCUAACUCAUAUUGGUCGGGAUAAUUAUCUCAUCUAAAGACAUGUAGUUUCCUGGCAGGAGGGGCGGAGGGCAGGGAUGAAAUUACAUUUUUGUCAAUAUAGUAUGGAAAAGAUAACGCUUAUCAAUUGCCUUUUCCACCAGUUGCCUUCAUUAGUACAGGUGUUACAGUAUUACGAAUCAUAACUCUUAUGAAUGGCUGUGACAUGACCCUGCUGCGCACCGUUAAGAGAGUGGCAGGUGCCCCAACUCAGCUGCACCGUUAGGGAGGGAAGGUCUUUGGGUGGGAUUCUGCAUGCCCCAGUGGCCAGCGUACCAAAACAUCUCCCCUAGUGGAUGCUGCUCCUUGCACCCUCUGCUCCCUUAUUCUCAGCCCGAUAACUUGUUAUAAGGACGUGUUUGUACCAAACACUGGAGGUCAGGAGAGGUGGAGACCCAGAUUCUACCCAAGUCAGAAACAAGACUUCAGGUUUGCUUGUGUCUUCAGCCUCUCCUGAGGCCAGUCAGAUAAUUAAGCAGAAGCAAAAGGUUUGAUCACAAACCCUCCGUCAAUUAGUGUUUACUUCCUUCUGGAAUUCCCUCCCUAUGAUGCGGUUCUUGCCCUCAGUUAAAUCGGUUUAGAAAUUUGUCCUUUACUGCCUUUUCGGUGCCAUUUCUCUGGCAGGCUCUGGGGAGGCUGAGCCGCACCGCUCAUUCUGGGCUAGUCAUGGCAGCAGCGCUGGGUGUAGCCAAGCCUUGGUGUAACCCAGGCAGGGUGUCCGGGUCCCUGUUGCAUGUGCGACCUGCCAGGAUGCUGCUAGAUUUGCAGGUGCCACUGGAGCCAGGCUACUCCGAAUCCAGCAGUGCAGGCGAGGGGACCUGUUCCUGCAAGUAGAUUUAGUGACAUGUAUAAUAGCUUAUCUCCAGGUCACAGUUGUAAAUGUGCCUGCCUUGAAUGUGUUUUUGUUAUUUUUUUUAAAGUAUUUGUGUAAAAGUAACUCAAGCAGUAUUCCAGAUUCUUUUAAUCUUCCCCAUGAAUCAGGGACAACAUUUCUCUAACUUUCUUGAUGAUGUUAACUAUGUGAUGAAAAAGUGCUCAUCACAGGCCGUGUGUGGCCUGACGGCACUGGGCACAAGAAGCAAAUCUCUCUCUGUGUGGAAACUUGCUCCUUCCACGCAGCCCAAGUGCAGAGCCACCUCCUACCCUGCUCCACUGUGAUUCUCCUCCCUAACUGUGUGGCCUUCUCAGAUUACCUCUUACUCUGCAGUGGACUAUCUCCGACUGUUGCUUUUGGCAAUUCUUCAUCGUUAGUGGAAGCAUUUUAAAAAGGAAUGCUUUUGCCUUAUCUCUUUGUAUAUAAGAUAGGACUUCAAAAGAAUCACCAAGUUAGGUCUUUAUGAGUACUCUUUCAUGGUUUAAAAUGUGUUUCUGUGACAACCGGGGGAAAAAGCCUCUGUGUGUCUUAAGGUAGCGCAUGUGAUGUAUGGGCACUGCCAAUGUCCUCCAGACAGCUGGACUGCAGGGGGACCCAGCGUCACCCGUGACACCAGCAGUGUUAGUGUAAUGCAAGUGCUGGCUUGUUGGUGAUGAAGAAAAAUGUUUCUGCAGGCAAUUGUGUGCUGUAAAUGUGAGCAGAGGCAGCAUCCCUGGAAAAUGGAUGGGUAGACCCUUAGAGCGAAAAUCUGGCCCCAGACCUAUGUUCGCCACUAGAGAAAUGUUAGUUUUCUAUCCUUUUGUAAUGCCUGUGGAUUUUAAUGAACUGAAACAGUAGACCAAAAUACUCAGGGGAUUUUUCUUAAUAUAUCCCUCAGUUAUUUUAGAUACCAUUAGAAAGAGAAAGUUAUGAUUUUUUUUAAAUUACGUCCAUCUUGUAAACUGUCACCAAAUUCUUCCCUUUUCAUUGUUGUACAUCUUGAAUUUCAGAAAACAUUUAUUUCACAAUAGGGAAGUAGAAUGUGUUCUGUUGUUAAUAAUUCUUGGACCAUUUUCUUGUGUUCAUGCUAUACUUUAUGAUAUUCAAAAAGUUGAAAUGGAUGAACAACUUAAGUAAGUUAGAAUUGAAGUAUUCAUGAUGCUUUUCAUAUCGUGUGUCAGUAAAGAUGUAAAGAUCAUACUUGUUUUGUGAACUUCUGUGCAUUUUAAUAUUAUUUUAUAAUUAUGAGCAUUUUAAUAAAUUCCUUUUUUGAAACA